Salvia splendens (bonfire salvia) is the source of this 682-nucleotide messenger RNA. Its product is annotated as homeobox-leucine zipper protein HOX15. The coding region runs from base 1 to 522 and encodes 173 amino acids. Lineage: Eukaryota; Viridiplantae; Streptophyta; Magnoliopsida; Lamiales; Lamiaceae. Gene Ontology annotation, molecular function: DNA-binding transcription factor activity, RNA polymerase II-specific; sequence-specific DNA binding. The transcript is spliced from 3 exons. Gene Ontology annotation, biological process: regulation of DNA-templated transcription. The record is from RefSeq and is a predicted model, not a curated record.
AUGGAUAAUAAUGGAGAUGGAGAGGUUUGCCUCGGCCUCAGCCUCGGUUUGGGUUUACCGGAAAGUUGUUCAAAUAGAGAAGUUUCACAGAACAAGAUAACACGUCUUCUUUUACUUGAUCUCUCCUUCCCAAUUCACCCAAAUAAUCAUGAACUCAACUCAUCCCAAAUGAUCAGAGCUGACGAAGACCACAGCGCUAGCAAAGACGAUGAACAUGAAAUCAGUUAUGGCAGGAAAAAAUUGAGGCUCAAUAGAGAUCAGACCACCUUGCUUGAAGACAGUUUCAGACAGCACACCACCCCCAACACGGGACAAAAACAAGCACUUGCAGGAAAAUUGAAUCUUAAACCUAGACAAGUGGAAGUUUGGUUUCAAAACAGAAGAGCAAGGAGUAAAUUAAAGCAGACAGAGGUAGAGUGUGAGAUUUUGAAGAAAAAGUGUGAGAGAUUAAGCGAUGAGAAUCGGAGAUUGAAGAAGGAGGUGAUGGAGCUACGGUCAUCGCUGAAUUUAGAAAAGCCAUAACCACCAGCGGUGGUGGCGACUAGGUUUUUCCAUCAGAAUGAGAAGGGAAGCGGCUGUUUUGGAGGUGGUCCACGAGCCCUAAACCUAAUGAUCAGCGAAAACGGCACUAAAAAAGAGGGGCAAAAUGAAUGGUAAUUGAUGUUAUACACAUACUCAUAUA